This is a messenger RNA of Cutaneotrichosporon cavernicola, 330 nucleotides long. RefSeq lists its product as uncharacterized. Lineage: Eukaryota; Fungi; Basidiomycota; Tremellomycetes; Trichosporonales; Trichosporonaceae. The transcript is spliced from 3 exons. The record is from RefSeq and is a predicted model, not a curated record. Gene Ontology annotation, molecular function: structural constituent of ribosome. Gene Ontology annotation, cellular component: mitochondrial large ribosomal subunit. The coding region runs from base 1 to 330 and encodes 109 amino acids.
AUGUUCACAGCCCUCCGCGCACCAUCAACCAGCGCUGCCCGCGCGUUCUCGACCUCGGCGUUGCGGGGAGCACCAAAGAGCGGCAAGGCCAUCGUAUCGUCGCUCCAGGCCGGUGCCAAGAUGGACGGCCUGUCGGUGUUCAAGGACGUACCAGACCCGAUUGCGCUGCCCGAGGACGAGUACCCGAAGUGGCUGUGGACGCUGCUCGACCAGCCCAAGGGGGUCCCAGUUACCAAGGCGGGAGAGCGCAACUUUAUGGCGGAGCGCAAGGAGAUGCGUAACAGGAACAGGGCAAGCAUCAAGGCGACCAACUUUAUGAAGACUACAUAA